GCCGCCGUCUCCUCUGCGCCUCGGUGCCCCACACCGGGCGGGAAGGCCGCGCACACCCCGGAGUCGCCACAAAACAGCAAGGUCCCAGGCGGCCGCGCUCGGAGCCAUUCUCGCCUCGGCCGGGCCAUGAAGGUCGAGUUUGCGCCGCUCAACAUCCCGCUGGCGCGGCGGCUGCAGACCGCGGCGGUGCUGCAGUGGGUCCUGUCUUUCCUGCUGCUCGCGCAGGUGUGCCUUGGAAUCAUUGUACUUCUGAUCAUAUACAACUACUGGUUCCUCUAUAUCCCUUAUUUGACCUGGCUUUACUUUGACUGGCAAACCCCAGAGCAAGGAGGCAGGAGAUCAGACUGGGUCAGAAGCUGGACCAUUUGGAGGUACUUUAAAGACUAUUUUCCAAUUCAGCUCGUCAAAACUUGGGACUUGGAUCCAAGUCACAACUACAUAUUUGGGUUUCACCCCCAUGGAGUGCUGGUCGUUGGCGCCUUUGGAAACUUUUGUACAAAUUACUCGGAAUUCAAGGAACUGUUUCCUGGCUUUACUGCCUAUCUCCACGUGCUUCCAUUUUGGUUCCGGUGCCCUUUCUUCCGAGAAUAUCUGAUGAGUAGUGGGCCAGUCUCAGUUUCUAAGAAAAGUGUGUCCCAUGCUACGAAAGAAGGAGGUGGGAACAUUUCCGUCAUCGUGCUUGGGGCAGAAGAAUCCCUGGAUGCCCAUCCCGGAAAGUUCACUCUGUUCAUCCGCCAGCGGAAGGGAUUUGUGAAAAUGGCCUUGACCCAUGGUGCUUAUUUGGUGCCCGUGUUUUCUUUUGGUGAAAAUGAGCUGUUUAAACAAAUUAGCAACCCUGAAGGCUCCUGGCUUCGAACUGUGCAGGAGAAACUACAGAAGAUCAUGGGGUUUGCUUUGCCACUGUUCCAUGCCAGAGGAAUUUUUCAAUACAAUUUUGGCCUGAUGCCCUAUAGGAAACCCAUCCAUACUGUUGUGGGCCGCCCCAUCCCUGUUCCUCAGACCCUGCACCCAACCUCAGAGCAGAUUGAAGAGUUGCAUCAGACCUACAUGGAGGAGCUAAGGAAAUUAUUUGAGGCGCACAAAGGGAAAUACGGUAUUCCAGAGCAUGAAACUCUCAUUUUUAGAUAACUCUUCUCUUAGACGCAUACAAGAGGGCUAGAGAACAUCGCUUUGCAAGAACAAAUAAUUUAAAUAAGUUACUUUUUUCUUUGACUGUGCAAUCAGAUUUGUAACUGAGAGAUAUUUUGUAUGGUGACAGAUGUUGGUUUUUGUCUGUGGUAACUAAAAAUCCGGUGGGCGACUGUAUGGUAAAGUUGGAGAUGAUUGCAGCCUUUUCAAAAGUCUUCUUUCUGGAGGAAGAUAAAACUUGUUUUACAAGUUAAGAAAAGGUUUAUAAUUAUACAUGUGCUUUAAAAAAAUGGCAGCUUCAAAAAAGAAUUAGACUCUUUUACUAAAUAUCACAAUAAUUUAAUGUGGUUUUGCUGAGUACAACAGCUGUUGUUUAGCACAGCUGGAACAUUUACGAAACAGUAUGUAAAAUAAUUUGCCAUGUAGAGCUAGAGGCAUUUUUUUUUUUUUCCUGCUUGAACAGACCACUCGUUAGCCAGUAAUAUGACUUUAAGACUUAGUUCAUUUGGUCCUUUAGGUCAUAUCAACCAAUGCAUUUUUACACAAUAUUACAGAGGUUUUUUUUUUUUGCCAUUUUGGAAAUGGACUGAAUCUACCGUAUGGAAACCCAUGUGGAGAGGACUAUGUCUUCUCUCUUCUAAUCAUAUUUAGAAAUACUCAUCCUUGUCAUUUUCUUAGAAAUACAUUCACUUACUACAGGCAAAGAGGUCUCUUGGAGGACAUGCUUUUGACAUGUUUAAGACUUGAAAUUCCAAAAGAUUUUCACGGUAAUAGAAAUGGUUUUAAUUUUCUUCCCUUAAGGCCUCUUCCGGUAAGGUGAGCUCUGAGAGAAAGUGCCCGCUCUAGUGAGAUGUGACUGGUUCAUGGCUGACACAGGUUACAUGAUUCUCCUGGGAACCAGAACGUUAGGUCCAAGAGAGCGUGAGUCUUCCCUUCUGUUCCCUGAUGUCCCCCAGGGCCUGGGUCAGCUCGUGACGCUUGGUAGACAUGAAAUAAGUCCUUGUUUCAUGAAUGUAUUCCUAGGUGAACACAUAAGCUUUGCCAGGAGGUGAUGUGUCUUUAAAGCUAUGCUAUAGGAUGCCACCAAUUCUAGGAAAAGACCCAUUUUGAGGAGAUAACUUGCUAGGGCUGAUGGUCCCAUGCCAGUACUUGACAAUGCCGCAGGUUAGUUUCUCAGGAGCAAGUCAGAAGGAGGUUGCUGAGACUCAGUCUCUAAGCCUUAGGUAAUUAAUUAUUCAAUAAGUAAGAGAAUGUCUAGUUUCCCAAUCAUCUCCUCCAUUCUCCAUAUCUGGGGGCAACUACCUUGAGUUGUUAUAACUUAUUGGUAAUAUGUGUUAAAGCCCCUGAUUUUUAAAACAUCAAGCCAUGGGCUAGAGCCCAAAUAGGGUUUAGCAACAGUAAAACAGACUCAUGCUGGGUAAUGUCUUGAGUAGAAAAGGAUUUCACACACAAAAAAGUGAACCUUCUCAAUUGUUCCAUAUAGGACUUUUUGGCCAGCAUCCCUCUGGCUUCAUGUUGUAGAGCAGUCCAGGAGUCCAUUGACCCAUGGCCUUAAAAAGACAAAAAAAAUUUUUUUUUUUUGGUCAAAGCAGGAAAUAGGACACAUUUUGGUAGAUGUGGCUAAUUUGACUAUAAGUCCUUUGGGGUAUUACUCAAUACCAAACAAAUGUAAAAGAAGCUCCACUUACAUAAAAUUAUACCCUAGCUGGUCACAAGACAGUAUUUCAGAAGACUCUGUGGCCCAGAUAACCACAGCAACUAAAGGCCUUUAUAUAAUUAUAAAACCCAUGAUUUUCAUUCCUUUGGAGCAGUUUAUGAAAAUCUCAUGACACAGUCUUUUCGCAGUUUCGCAAAGGUAUGACUUUUAAUCUCACACUCAGUAGUGUCAGGGCCUGACUGACCACUAACUUCCACUGCAUCACCUAGAAAACAGUGAAAGCCCAUAUAGGGUAAAGCAGAGGCACUGAAAAAUGCGAAAAGUUCUGCUCUGAUGAAUUUAUCUAGAAUUUUGCCAUUACAAAAUCUAGACAUCAGCAACUUUAAUUCUUGGCCUGCACAAAAUCUUAUUUUUAAGUACGUAUUAGGGAGUUUACCUCUUCCUUUCUUAGGGUCUCCAAAGGUCUAAAUCCAGCCAGGCCAAGAAGUCCUUUCAUACAUUUUUUUCUUUUUUUUGUAUCUUCUAGGGCUGCACCCGAGGCAUAUGGUGGUUCCCAGGCUAGGGGUCUAAUCAGAGCUACAGCUGCUGGCCUUCGCCAGAGCCACAGCAACUUGGGAUCUGAACCGCAUCUGCAACCUACACCACAGCUCAUGGCAAUGCCAGAUCCUUAACCCACUGAGCGAGGCCAGGGAUUGAACCCUCAAGCUCAUGGUUCCUAGUUGGAUUUGUUAACCACUGAGCCAUGAUGGGAACUCCCUAGAAGUCCUUUCAUAAACUCAAAGCAUCAGUUCCAUAUAGUCCUACAGGUUGCAAACGAAUGUUCUGAAUUUUUGCUGCAACAUAAACGUGAGUCAUGAAUUGCAUUUAGUAGUAUAUUUUGAUGGAGCUCUCCAUUUUAAAGGUUCUCUUCUAAUCUGUAAUUGCAUAUAAAAUUUAAACAGUAAAACAAUGACACCAAAACAACAACAAAAAUAACCUCAGAACACCGGGAGAGAAGCUGGGCCGGGAGAGAAAUUGUGCAUUUAUGCUGUCGGAUUUGGACAUUUCUUUCUCCUGUGUUUCCUUUGCACACUGGGUGCAGGCUGAGUCAUUUCCUUUGUCUUGCAGCUAGAAAUCUUGAAGUUGUCUCUACCCUGCCAGGUCUAUUACACUCACAAGAAAGCUGCAGCUUUGGUGCUUGGGAAAGCCAGCCAGUUUCGCUCUGACCCACGGGGAACCAGGAUGAGGGAUGUUUUGUGAUUUAUACAAACUCUUCACCAUGACCGUGAAAACAAUCAAAGUCUGUCUACUUCAGGGACAUCUGUGACUUUAUUGUGAGUGUCGGGUUAUGUGUAAAACCCCUACUUUCCUCAAGUUACACUUCUGUCCUGGGAAGCUCAGGAAGUGGAGUCUGGAUUCAUUGUCCUUAUUUCCAUAACUUUACCUUGAUUCCAAACUACCUCACUGGUGCAGAUCACCAAGUUUGUGAUAAAUACGAAAAUAAGUGUGGGGUGUGUUAACCUCUGUCUUCUUUUCCUCUAAAAUAAGAGACAGUAUUGAUGGGCUUUGUCAUUUGGUUGGUUUUUGCCAACAGCCCAAGGUUGCUCGUUCUCACAUUUGUUUUUAAAACUAAGUGAUAAAAUAUCUAUUUGUGGGGCUGGGAGAGUUCCUUCAAAUAGAAUUUGAGUAUCUUUUUAGAGGAGAAAAACCAGGCACCUUCAAAACAACCAGCUAGUUACUCUGGUUUGUCUAGGGUAGCAAACACAGCAGCAGUUCUUGAUGCUUGAAACAAAGGGAUUUCUCUAAUGCCUUAUAUUUUAGUUAUUUUAAUGGCUCCUUCCCAAACACCUUCAGCUUGGUGCCUUACUAUCUUAUAUAAGAAGAAAGUUGAUCUCAAUCCAUAGAUCAGUCAUGGGAUGGUGAGUUCCUCCUGGCAGAAUCGCUGUCUUGUGUGAGUUUUGAUCCUGGCCCCGAGAGGAUAGACUUUCAUGCCUCUCCAUGAAUGCUUGUGGCACUAACCUGGCAGUUUGAUGGACGGUGCCAUGGAAGCCAAAUUUGAGAGUCGGAAGGGAUGUCAUAGCCUGUCAGUUAUUCCUUCUGCUGAUGAAGCGGUUGAACCCCAGUGAGGUUUAAUAUGGAUUGGAACUAACUUCGUGUUAUAGAUUAAACAGGAGGUCCUGCUCUCCCAUGACUGUUGAUUAAUCAACCAACAAUCCUCCUAUAAAGCGAAAGUAUCAAAAACAGAGUACAAUAAAAAACAACACGUAAGGCAGCAAACUCUGUAUUAUUGAGAUUGAGGCUAUUUUUCUUUCUUGAGAUCAGUACACGGCAUUGUUGAUUUUCCCUUAUGCAAGAGCUAUUUUGGGGAUACAGCCUGGGCAAAGUCCAAGAUUCCAACAACACGCUUAGCCACUGAAGCCUUAUAUAUCAGAGCAGCAGGGUAGGGCAAGGUGCCUCCUGCCUAGGGAGAGUGACAGACCUUGCCAGAGUCUUUCCUCUCAGCUGUGUUGCUAUCAUUAAUGUCACCAAAGUAACCCCACUACUCAUACAAAGGUGCAAGCAGAGCUUCUGUCACCUAUGGACAGCCCCAAGUCCAGAGACAUUCUGGAUCCAGCCUUAUUUAGUUGCAUUGUCAUAGCUGCUUUAAAAAAUUUUUUAAAAUAGCUCUUAGAUUCUGGUUAAGAAUGAUCUUAGGCUCUCUUGAGAAUAAAGAUAAAUCUUCCUUUUGUUGUAUUCCCAAGGAGUGUGUGUUUCUUUCCUAUUCCAUUUGCAGACCAACUUGGAGCCUGGUAGGAUUUCUUCUUUUUUUGUUGUUGUUGUUGGUCUUUUUAGGGUCACACAUGUAGCAUAUGGAAAUUCCCAGGCUAGGGAUCUAAUUGGAGCUGCAGCUGCCUGCCUACACCACAGCCACAGCAAUGCUGGAUCCAAGUCGCAUCUGCAACAUACUACAGCUCAUGGUGAAGCUGGAUCCUUAACCCACUGAAGGAGACCAGGGAUCGAACCUACAUCCUCAUGGAUGGGUUCAUUACUGCUGAACCAUGACAGGAACUCCUCUGGUUGGAUUUUAAACCCUCUUUUAUGGGUUGACACGACCAGAGAAAACUCCAGCCUUUUCUACUUCUCAGGCUUCUGUGUUCAAAUCAUCCUUCAGCCUCUGGACUUGCCCUAACUGGCCCAGUGACCUGGACCCAGGGGCUUCCUACGUAAAUAGAGUUAGGAGUGAACCGUCUCCAAGAUUUCUUCUGGCUCUGUCUCUAUGGUCACUGCCUGGCUUUUUCUGCCAUGGUAAUGACAUCUGGCUGGAGAUUUAUCUGGUGACUUUUCCUUUUCCUGUACCCUCCUCACUCGUGUUCCUCCAAGACAUGCAGUGAGUUCAAAUGAUUAUCUGACUUUCUUGGUAUUUUUCUAAGGAAAUAACUUACAUCUCUAAGUAAAAAUAGAAAAUUCUCCAAGAGCCUGCCUCCUUUAUAGUAUUCAAAACUAAGGAAUAACCGUUUGAUACUUGUUAACCUCUUUGUAGGAGAUGGUGGUGAAGUUUUCUGUUUUCUAUAUUGUAUGUGUGGCUGUGCACUUUUUGAAAGCUCUCGGUUUGUAAAGUUUUGACCAAUAAAUGUGUUCUGCGCCCAA
Sus scrofa (pig) is the source of this 6391-nucleotide messenger RNA. It is a transcript of the gene MOGAT1, whose product is annotated as monoacylglycerol O-acyltransferase 1. The record is from RefSeq and is a predicted model, not a curated record. Gene Ontology annotation, biological process: diacylglycerol biosynthetic process; triglyceride biosynthetic process. Gene Ontology annotation, cellular component: endoplasmic reticulum membrane. Lineage: Eukaryota; Metazoa; Chordata; Mammalia; Artiodactyla; Suidae. Gene Ontology annotation, molecular function: diacylglycerol O-acyltransferase activity.